AUGGCAAGUAAAUUUACACCACCGCCGGUUUUUGAUGAAAAAAAGAGUUGGAUUGACUACAAAAAGGAGAUUAAAAUAUGGCAAGCGUUGACAGAUUUACCGGCGAAGAAGCAAGGUCCUAGUUUGUAUUUAUCUUUGAGCAGAAAAGCGAGGGAGGCAGCGUUAGAGAUUGACAUAGAAGAGCUUAAGAAAGAUACUGGCGUACAAACCAUUUUAGAGCGAUUGGAUAAAUUGUAUUUACAAGAUACUAACCAAAGUGCAUACAUAGCGUAUCAAAAUUUUGAGAGUUUUAAGCGACCAGAGAGCAUGCCAAUAAAAGAGUACUUGAUUCGGUUUGAACAAUUGUAUACGAAGAUAAAAGAUCACAACAUGACCCUACCUGAUGGCGUAUUGGCAUACCGAGUGUUAAAUUCUGCAAAUUUAAACCAGGAAGAAAUAAAAUUACGCUGA
Paramuricea clavata is the source of this 450-nucleotide messenger RNA. The record is from the annotation of a GenBank genome assembly. Lineage: Eukaryota; Metazoa; Cnidaria; Anthozoa; Malacalcyonacea; Plexauridae.